Alnus glutinosa is the source of this 1075-nucleotide messenger RNA. RefSeq names its product E3 ubiquitin-protein ligase APD1-like. NCBI's taxonomy places the organism in Eukaryota, Viridiplantae, Streptophyta, Magnoliopsida, Fagales, Betulaceae. The record is from RefSeq and is a predicted model, not a curated record. The transcript has 5 exons. Bases 393 to 956 code for a protein of 187 amino acids.
UCUGUACACACCAUAAGAUUUUUCUCUUCUUUCUCGCUUUCAAAAUUCAAAACGGUGCGCAGGGCUUGUUAGGUUGCCACCAAAUUUUGUAGAUACAUUGCGGCUUCGAUCUGUUUCGAUUAUUUCUUCUAGCUUUAAUAUUCAUAACGCACUUCCCUGUAUUCACAAUCUUUUAACACAUUGCCGUUCUUCUUUGCAUUAAGGCUCUGAUCGAGAGUGAAGGUGUACAUUGUACUGCCAUUGUUCAAGCACUGUCGUUUCGAUCACUUGAAAUGGAUGUUUUUUCAUGGAUCCAUGAACCGGAACUGAGCUUCCAAAACGGCAACAUCUUUUGAGAAAUAAUCUGAAUUUCAAGGAAAAGAAGACUGCCGGAGAAAGAGAGGGCCAAAAGCAUGUGUACCACAGUAAACGUGCUGGACAGAGGAAAGCUCCACGUGGCCAGUUCCCAAUCCUUAAAUUUAACCACCUCCAACGAAGAUGAUUUUGCUGAAUGGUGCUUCACGCUUGCAUUUGUGGCUCGUUUGUUUGCUUAUUUUGCAGCUUUAGCAUUGCUGGUGGUCGUCAUGUUUAUGGUUAUGAAGUACCUUGAAAACUUUGGUGACGAGAGGAGCGCAGGGGAAGUGGGAGCAACCGAAACAAACCCGUUACGGCCAGAAAAGACAGUGCAAUUCACGUAUGGAACUUGUGAAGGAGAUUUGGAAUCGGGAAAUUGUACAAAUAGCGGCGGCGGCGCUAGUAGCAGCAAUAGUAAUUCCUCGGAGUCGGACGAUUUGUACAAUAAAAAAGUAUGCAUAAUCUGCUACGAUGAGCAACGUGAUUGUUUCUUUGUUCCUUGUGGCCACUGCGCCACCUGUUUUGUAUGUGCUCUAAGGAUUUUUAAUGGAGAGAACAAGACAUGCCCAGUGUGCCGAAGAUUGAUUGGCAAAGUAAGAAAACUUAUUGCCCCUCAGGAUUAAACCUUUUUUUUUUUGUUCUUUUUUUGGGUGAACAAAUACAUGUACGUUUUGGAAGAGGAUUAGUUUUCAGAUUAGCAAAUUAAAAAAUGAUUAACUGUCUUUUUAUAUCUUUUGUUCAA